AUGAAGGACGGACAUCUUCGUCACCAGGACGCCUGGACAGCCGUCGCAGUGCAUCGACCCAAUCUGGCUCCCUCCACUGCACAUCAUCAUUACCUCACGCGGCCGAAAUGGUCGACCUCCUCACAAGAUCCCAGCGUAGACGACGCAUGUCAGAGCCCAAAGCGCGGCAUCCCCGUCUUCAGAAACGAGCAUCGACCCAGCCUGGCCUCGGUAUCAACGGCUGAACGGCCCUUGCUACGAUCAUCAACCACAAACUCCCUCGCCUCGACAUUCCCGCCACAACCAGCCCCAGAGCCCCAACGCCCUUUCACAGACAAAUAUGGCCGCUGUCUCGAGAUCCUGCACUACGGCACCAACAGCACCGUCCGUCUCCACCAAACCAAACUGUCACCCUACGGGGUAAAAUCAAAACAACUCUUCGCUAUCAAAGUCUACCGCUACCACAAUACCAUCGUCGACAAUCCCACCCCGCUCACCCGCGCAUCAACCUGCUCCCCAUCUGCCAUCGCCAAUAUACACCCUCACCACCCAAACAUCCUCCCCAUCACAGACCUGCUCUACAACGAACGCAGCGAACUCUGCCUGGUCAUGCCCUUCUGCGCAGGGGGCGACCUACACGAACUCCUCUCCCGUUCAGGACCUCUCUCCACCCCAGAAGCAGACUGCAUAACCGCGCAGAUCCUCCGAGCACUAUCCUUCCUGCACGAGCACGGCACCGCCCACCGCGAUAUCAGGCUGGAAACCGUGCUCCUCACAGCACACGGUGCCGUGAAACUCGCCGGCUUUGGAGACGGACACAUCCGUCGUGUCUGGAAUGAAUGUGCCAUCGCCCCGACACCCACCGAUACUGACGCUGAAUUGGACGCGCAUCCCCAUUCCACCCGCUCCUGGUCCUUCUCUCUUCCCUGGAUCCUGGCCCCAUUCAGCCAUGCCAGUCCCGCGAAGGGAAAUACCGGGGACACGGUGAAUUCCACCACCUCCUUCCCCGGUAUGAGUCUGCCGUAUAUCCCGCCCGAGGGAUUCGGGUAUCGCCCGCGUCGACGCUCGUGGCGAGAUACCAUCGAGUGUGACGAGGACGACGAGGAGGAGGAUGAUGAUGAUCAGGGGGUGCGGGAUCCGCGGCCGGCGGAUGUUUGGGCAACGGCGAUUAUUUAUUUAGCUCUUAUUACGGGGCGGUUGUUGUGGAGGUGUGCACGGCCGCAUCGGGAGGAUGCGAAGUAUCUGGAGUAUUUGCAGUGUCGGCUUGGCGAGGAUGGGUAUCCGCCUAUUGAGGCGUUGGGGAAUCAGAUCCCUUUGAUUGAGUCUGAGUCUGAGUCUCGACUUGACGAAUGCAAGGAUGAGAACUUAUCACUGAUGAAUUGGGUAUUACAGAGACGCCGCAAUGCCACCUAUGCAAUGCUACACCCCAACUCGCGGAAACGCAUUACGACAAAGGAUAUGCUGCGGUCGGAAUGGAUGCAGAGUGUAUCGAUUUGUGAGGCCGGCGAAAAGGGGUAUUGA
Penicillium daleae is the source of this 1500-nucleotide messenger RNA. RefSeq lists its product as uncharacterized. The transcript is spliced from 2 exons. The coding region runs from base 1 to 1500 and encodes 499 amino acids. The record is from RefSeq and is a predicted model, not a curated record. Gene Ontology annotation, biological process: intracellular signal transduction; protein phosphorylation; intracellular monoatomic cation homeostasis. Lineage: Eukaryota; Fungi; Ascomycota; Eurotiomycetes; Eurotiales; Aspergillaceae. Gene Ontology annotation, molecular function: protein serine/threonine kinase activity; ATP binding.